Micropterus salmoides (largemouth bass) is the source of this 756-nucleotide messenger RNA. RefSeq lists its product as uncharacterized. The transcript is spliced from 3 exons. Lineage: Eukaryota; Metazoa; Chordata; Actinopteri; Centrarchiformes; Centrarchidae. The record is from RefSeq and is a predicted model, not a curated record. The coding region runs from base 39 to 728 and encodes 229 amino acids.
UGUAACGGAGUGUGUCUGGAGGAAAAGCUGCUGUAAACAUGUCUAAAGUCCAAACGCUGAGAGCUUUUGUCCAGCAGCGACUAAGUGCGGCUGCUGAAGAGAUAUUUGAGCUGUUUGAAAGAACGAUAGCAGAGUACGAGGAGGAACUUUGUGGACAACGCAAACUACUGGACGCUGUUUUCAAGCCUGAAGUCCGGUUACACAGAGCAGUCUCAACAGACGUCCAGCGGCUGUUUGUGCGUAAAGAAGAGGUUUCCCCUGAGCAGCAGCAAUGGAGCUCCAGUCUGGACCAGGAGGACCCACCAAAGCCCCCACAGAUUAAAGAGGAGUGGAGCCAGGAGGACCCAUCAGAGCCCCCACACAUUAAAGAGAAACAGGAGGAACUCCGGACCCGUCGGAAGGACUGUGGAGGACCAGAACCAGCCUGGAACCCAUAUCCAGAGAGACAUUCACAUCAAGCUAUUGAUGAUAAGACGUCACCAUCAUCUGAACCGGACACUGAAGACAGUUGUGAUUGGGAACAUCAGUCUGCUUUAAACCCUCUGCAAAACAAUAAAAUUGAUGCAUCUGUAAUGAAAGAUGAAGACCUGGCAAAGCACCUCUCUAAAGCUGGAGAUAGAAACGCUGCUGUGGCCUUCUGCCGGCAAGCAGUGCAUCACUUGACGCAUGCAGGAAAGACGCUGUACUUAAAAGGCUGGGGCAGAGAUGGCCGUCUGGAGUACCUGUAAAAAACAAGGCAUUAGCAGGAAAUACAAA